Rhizoctonia solani is the source of this 2304-nucleotide messenger RNA. RefSeq names its product endonuclease/exonuclease/phosphatase family protein. Gene Ontology annotation, molecular function: phosphatidylinositol-4,5-bisphosphate 5-phosphatase activity. Lineage: Eukaryota; Fungi; Basidiomycota; Agaricomycetes; Cantharellales; Ceratobasidiaceae. The transcript has 21 exons. The record is from RefSeq and is a predicted model, not a curated record. The coding region runs from base 1 to 2304 and encodes 767 amino acids. Gene Ontology annotation, biological process: phosphatidylinositol dephosphorylation; signal transduction.
AUGGCUGACAUCCACCAACUGCCGUCCCAUAGUCCGUGGAUUGCGGAGCAACUACCACCACUUUCUGCUGCAUGGGCUGGCCAACCCGGAAAUCAGGACGAAGACGUGAUUUUACUCCGACAACGAUGGCUCAACGAGCAGUUAACCCAACAAGACACAGAGCUCAAGCACGUCCGUGAUAUCUCUGUUCGUGUAGGUACAUUCAAUGUGAAUGGACAAGACCCAAAAGAGUCUCUUCGUCCUUGGCUUUGCCCUCCGGAUACAACUACUGCGACUUCAGACUUGAUAGUUUUGGGCUUUCAAGAAUUAGAUCUCAGCACAGAGGCUUUGCUCAUAAGCACAACCACAUUGAGAGAGGAUAUUUGGUGUGAGGCACUGAUGCGGGACUUGGCUGAAUUGGGCGAAGAAUAUGUGAAGUUGACUUCUAAACAAUUAGUGGGAGUUUUGAUUGUAGUGCUCAUUCGACGACCAAUCCUGCCACUUUUGGCUCCUUCCGGAGUUGCCUCGAGCAGUGCUGGAGUCGGGAUAUUAGGCACAAUGGGUAACAAGGGCGGCGUAGCACUGCGGCUGCAACUAUUGGACACAACACUGGUAUUUAUGAACGCGCACCUCGCUGCCAGUGCACACGCUGUACCCCCACCCGAUCCGAAUCAAACCCAACCGGUAUUCAUCGGACGUGGUCCCAUUCCAAUGGAUGCAGUUGUAGACAGGAGGAACGCAGAUUAUAUUUCGUUGACCGGACCAGGAGGGAGGCUUAACUUUACGUUAUUACCUCGAACGCCAAGUGCUCUCCCCACUACAGUUGGAUUCUGGGACAGUCAUGUCGCUUUCUUCAUGGGUGACUUUAAUUACCGAAUAGACUUGUUAGACGAUGAGAUACGGGCAUUUAUUGAAGAUCCAACUGACAAGGACUAUACAACUCUGUUAAAAUUCGACCAGCUCAAAGUUCAACAGCACUUUGGAAAAGCAUUUGGUGGCAUGAUAGAAGGGCCCAUUAGAUUUAAACCAACAUAUCGAUGCGUGAUCGGAAAGAAAGAAGGACAUUACUGGGACGCCAAACGACGACCAGCCUGGACGGACAGGAUCUUAUACCAGACUGCUAGAGGCAAAGACAAGACCGUCCGACUCGUUGAGGAUUCUUAUCAAAGCUAUCCGGCUAUCUCUCUCAGUGACCACAAGCCUGUCUCCGCAGACUUUAUCGUGCAGGUGGAGGAAAUGGAUAGGGGCUUGGCCGAGACUCGUAUGAAACAAUUGAUCAAGAAUCUCGGAAGAUUGCCUCUGGAGGAAGAUGUCCCUCGUAUUCGGCUAAGCGAUGAUUUCAUUGACUUUGUUGGCGUUAGAUACCUGAAGCCCCUUAUUCAGGAACUAAAAAUUCAGAACAUCGGUUUUAUUACAGCAUACUGGCGGAUAAUUCCUUUGGAGAAUGGCGGACCAUUGCAUCCGGACUGGGUGACAAUUCACCCGACGUCGGGUGUGCUGCUUCCGGGAGAUUCUGUGGCCAUUACUAUCACCACUAGCAUCACAAAUGGCAUCGCAGCUGAGCUAAAUGCCGGGAACAAGAAACUUGAAGACAUUGUGAUUCUUCGGACCAUCCGAGGCAAAGAUACUUUCCUGCCGAUUAAUGGGACGUGGACCCGAACUUGCCUAGCAUAUAGCCCCACAGCGCUGGUUAGAUUGCCUGGGCCUGUCAGAACAUCCACAGUCUUGAAGAGCGCCCAGCUUCCUCCAGAAAAAGCAUCAAGUUCCCCAAGAGAGUUAAUGAGGCUCAUCAAUUGGCUGAUGAAGAAUAGUAUUGAAUUCGAUGAUUUAUUCGAGAAGCCAGGUGACACGAAUAUAGUUGACCAGAUUGUUGAGGCGCUGGACACUGGUGCCGAGUUCCCCUUUGACGAGAAAACACCGGACCACGGGGUCGCACUUGCAUUUGCGAGUGCUCUUCUAUUGUUUUUAGAAGAAAUGCCUGAGCCCGUUAUACCGUACGGAUUGUAUGCACAGUGCGCGUUGACGAGUUCAAGAGAGCAAGCUUAUGAGAUUUUGGAUACUCUCCCUGGGUUAAAUGCGAAUAUGUGGAUUUCAAUCACUGCAUUCCUUCAUUACUUUUGUCAACAAGACAGGAGAGCGAAAAACACAGACGCUACGCGAAAAAUAGCGAGGAUAUUCGCCGAGGUACUAUGGUUUGAUUCGAUGACUAUGCCAUUAGCCAAUCGUUUGUCGCCCUUGACAAGGACUAGUGGGACUCCUGCGAAAGUCAACGAUCUACCUUCAGCACAUAUAUGCCCCGCUCUCCUUGGACCAUUUCCAUCGUAA